Molecule: messenger RNA, 162 nt
Organism: Entrophospora candida
Lineage: Eukaryota; Fungi; Glomeromycota; Glomeromycetes; Entrophosporales; Entrophosporaceae
Source: the annotation of a GenBank genome assembly
GCUACAAAGUAUGUUUCAGAAAUUGCAGCAACCUAUUGGAAAUCAAUGCAAAAAUCAAAAAAACCCUGUACAGAAUUACUUUUUCAAUUGCGGAAAUAUAGAUUACAACAAAACCUUAAAAUGCAACAUAUGAUAGUCUACUUUCUUACAGUCAGCAAUUAA